GGGCAGAUGAUGAGGAAAAUGCAAUGAUGGUGUCCUCUACUGUCCUAACGAUUCAGUUUUCUUCUCACAUCUGGCAUUCUGCACAACGAGAAAUUAAAUAACCUCUACACAGCCACUAAAGAAACAUACAAAAAUGGCAAUUACCAAGCAGUUCAAUGCAAUGACAAAGAUAGGCACCACAAUUUCCUCCGCACCACACAAUAUUUUCUUCCCCGGUGAACAAAACCAUUUGCCGUUCGUCUCCGGUGAACAAAACCAUUUUAUUUCCGGGAGUUGCGCCACACGUAUCAAGAUUCAAGAAACCAAUCGAGUCCAGCUAGCAAGCUGAUCGAUACCGUGGCGCAUACAUGCAAGAGGAGAGGGCCUCGAGCAGCAGCAUGGACUCGUCGGAGCUGAGGAGGGUGUUCCAGAUGUUCGACAAGAACGGCGACGGGCAGAUCACCAAGAAGGAGCUGGGCGAGUCGCUCCGGAACCUCGGCAUCUACAUCCCCGACGACGAGCUCGACGCCACCAUGGGCAAGAUCGACGCCAACGGCGACGGCUGCGUGGACGUCGAGGAGUUCGGCAUGCUCUACCGCUCCAUCGUCGGCGAGGGCCAGGGCGCCGACGGCGCCAAGCGCGACGAGGAGGAGGACAUGCGGGAGGCGUUCAACGUCUUCGACCAGAACGGCGACGGCUACAUCACCGUCGACGAGCUGCGCUCCGUGCUGGCCAGCCUCGGCCUCAAGCAGGGCCGCACGGCCGAGGACUGCCGCAAGAUGAUCAGCAAGGUCGACGGCGACGGCGACGGCCGCGUCGACUUCACGGAGUUCAAGCAGAUGAUGCGCGGCGGAGGGUUCGCCGCGCUAGGUAGGUGAUCGGAGGAUGGUCUUCCUGGCAUUGUAGAUAUUCGAUUAACAGCUUCGACGUGGUAAUGUGGCAAAAUCUGAUUGCACGUGUGAAUUAAUUCUUUUUAUAUUUGGCUAAUUCAUCGAUGUUUCUGUAAUUCUUUUUG
Messenger RNA from Setaria italica (foxtail millet), 994 nucleotides. RefSeq names its product probable calcium-binding protein CML28. NCBI's taxonomy places the organism in Eukaryota, Viridiplantae, Streptophyta, Magnoliopsida, Poales, Poaceae. The record is from RefSeq and is a predicted model, not a curated record. The coding region runs from base 348 to 857 and encodes 169 amino acids. Gene Ontology annotation, molecular function: calcium ion binding. The transcript has a single exon.